Messenger RNA from Diachasmimorpha longicaudata, 5618 nucleotides. RefSeq lists its product as uncharacterized. Bases 1 to 4275 code for a protein of 1424 amino acids. The transcript has 3 exons. The record is from RefSeq and is a predicted model, not a curated record. Gene Ontology annotation, molecular function: nucleic acid binding. Gene Ontology annotation, biological process: DNA integration. Lineage: Eukaryota; Metazoa; Arthropoda; Insecta; Hymenoptera; Braconidae.
AUGCCUAAACACGAAGAUCUUCUCGAUUUCCUCGAAAAGCGAGGAAUUUGCGCGAAGAACGUUGACACCUCUAAACCCACCAAACAGAAAAACGAACAGUCACAGAGCAAGAAGCAUUCACACUCCAAACAUCAAACUAAUGCCUCUGGGUACUCAAGUGCUUCACGAGCUCAAACCUUCUUCACCAACACCCCCAGGAAGUGCCCAGUCUGCACUGAAGACCACAGGAUUUACGAGUGUCCAAAAUUUGCAGAAAUGGAUGUUGAAAAACGGAAGAAGCUCAUUUUCAACCAAAAUCGUUGCCUCAAUUGUUUUGCAAAGGGACACGGUGUUAAAGAGUGCAAUUCGAAGGGUUACUGCAAGACGUGCAAUGAUCCAACGGCCAGACACCAUUCACUGCUCCAUCACACCAAAGAAUCGUCAACAACGCCUGAAGAUUCGUCAGGACCAGACAUCCUCCCAACAGCAGUCAUCAAUCUGCUAGAUCGCAAUCAUCAGCUGGUCCAAUGUCGUGCCCUGAUUGACACCGCCUCCACCAAAAAUUUCAUCACCCAAGAAUUGGCUGCUAAGUUGGGCAUCAAAAGGUUGACGUGCUCAAUUCCCGUCGGCGCUCUGAAUGAACUUUCCACAAUAGUCCACCACAGAAUCAGCACGACAAUCUCAUCUCGUCUAAACAACUUCAAGAAGGAAUUGAACUUCCUGAUUGUCCCAACAAUCUCCUCUCUCGUGCCCAGUGAACAGAUUGACAGAAAAUCACUGGAAAUACCUAAGAAUUUAGCUCUAGCUGAUGCGGAUUUCCACAAACCUUCAACAAUCCAGGUUUUGUUAGGAUGCAGCACUUCCAUCUCCAUCCUUAGCGUAGGACAACUCAAACUCCCCAAAGCAGCUGACAUUUAUCUCCAAAAGACAUUGUUUGGCAGGUUGGUCUGUGGCAGCUUAAACAAUGAAUUCGACCACUCUCAAACUGCAUGUCACUUCACCGAAAUUAUCGAAGAAUUCAAAAAAUUUUGGGAAAUUGAAGAUAUUGGGCUCAAAGAGAGCCAACAAUCAGAAGUAGAAGCAGCCUGUCAGGCUCAUUUCCAGCAGCAUGUGUCACGCAAUCCUGAAGGACGGUAUAUCGUGGCACUUCCAUUCAACGAGAAGAAAAAUAAAAUAGGCACAUCUUUUCUUCAGGCGAAACGCCGCCUACUUUCUCUAGAAAGGAAAUUCCAAUGGAAUUCAAAACUCGCAGAAGAUUACACCAAGGUCAUCAACGAAUAUAAAGAACUGGGGCAUAUGAAGAAGAUCGAAACAGAUGUAGAAGAUGGGUUCUACCUCCCACACCACGCUGUCUUCAAGGAUACCAGCCUCACCACCAAGACCAGAGUGGUCUUUGAUGGCUCAGCACGUUCCAGUACUGGUGUCUCUCUCAACGAUGCUCUAAUGGUGGGUCCAACCAUACAGGAUGACAUUCUGGCUCUGGUAUUACGAUUUAGACUCCAUAACUAUAUAUUUACUGGCGACAUCGAGAAGAUGUAUCGUCAGGUGCUCAUCAGACCUGAAGACACAAUAUAUCAACGCAUACUCUGGCGAGAGAACAACGAGAUCACCACUUAUGAAUUGCAAACUGUCACAUUCGGUCUCUCCUCUGCUCCCUACCUAGCCGUGAGAUGUCUACAACAACUAGCUGAUGACGAACAGGAGAGCUAUCCAACUGCUUCAACAGUCUUAAAAAGAGAUCUCUAUGUUGAUGAUCUUCUGACUGGUACCUCCACUCUCGAAGACGCCUUACUCCUCAGAGAUGAAAUGAUCAGUCUUCUAAGGGCAGGUGGCUUCAACUUACGUCAAUGUGCCUCCAACUCACCACAAGUACUUCAAGGCCUACCAGAAUCUACUGUCAAUCUCCAACUGCUAGGAGGAGAUGAUUCCACUCUCAAAACUCUUGGAAUCCAUUGGGAUUCACAGAAGGACAGUAUUGUGUAUACUGUUAACCCCAUCGCCACAAGAGACACCAUCACCAUGAGAACCAUAGCAUCAGAUGUAGCUCGCAUCUUUGACCCCCUCGGACUCUUGAAUCCAGUAGUGACUCACGCAAAAAUCAUUCAGCAGGAAUUAUGGAGGCUCAAAUUGAACUGGGAUGAUUCCACACCGGCAGAAAUUCACACUAGAUGGAAUGAAUUUGCCUCACAGCUUCCUCUUCUGAAUGAAAUGCAGUUCAAACGUCAAGUCAUAACAAAUCUUCAAAACCUAGAGGUACACGGCUUCUGUGAUGCUAGCCAGAAUGCCUACGGAGCCUGCAUAUACCUCCGAUCAGUAGAAAACAACGAAAAGAUACAAGUCAAUCUUUACUGCGCCAAGUCUCGAAUCACACCUCUCAAGGGCACACAUACAAUACCUCGCCUAGAACUCUGUGCUAUGGAAUUGCUCUCCAACCUCUAUAACAUUGUUAAGAAGGCAACAAACAUCACGCCUGAACGAGAAAUCUUCUGGUCUGAUUCCACUGUAGCUCUUCAUUGGAUCAAGACCUCUCCUCAUCUUCUUCAACGAUUCGUGGCCAACAGGGUGGCCCGAAUCCAAGAAACUACCAAGCAUGUUGAUUGGAGACAUGUGCGAACGCAUGACAACCCAGCAGAUGCUGUAUCUCGAGGUCAACUCUCUUCUGACUUUCUCAAGAACGAGCUUUGGCUCCAUGGACCCAAAUGGCUUCGACUACCUGAAAAUCAUUGGCCUUAUCUCCACAUCGAAAGACCCUCAGAACUGCCAGAAUUCAAGAAGGCUACUUGCCUCCACAUCGUUGAACCUCCUCACAAUACCUUUCUCCAUCGAUAUUCAUCGUUCGAAAGGCUAAAACGCAUCGCAGCAAGAUGUCUAAGGUGGCGCCGAAGACUCCCACACAAGAACCUCACUCUUCAAGAACUGCAAUUAGCAGAAACCAGAAUUCUCCAGUUGGUUCAACAUCAUAGCUUCAGCACAGAAUAUUCCUUCCUAAAACAAGGAAAUCCUCUUCCACCCAAGAACAGACUCAAGAACCUCAGCCUGAAACUUGAUGAGGAUGGACUCAUUCGAGUUGGUGGACGGUUGAGAAAGGCUCGCAAUGUUCCUUUGGAUGGUCGACAUCCUAUCUUAUUGCCCAAGGGACAUCACAUCACACACCUCCUCAUCGAGAAGACUCACUUGACUAAUCUACACACUGGUGUUCAAACUACUCUUCAUCUUCUUAGGCAACGUUACUGGCCUAUUGACGGACGUAGUCAAGUGAGAUUCAUCAUCCACAAAUGCAUCAGUUGUGCCAGAGUGAACCCACCCCCUGUGAAUUAUCCAAUGGCUGAUCUUCCAGGCACACGUAUCACGCAGGCCAAACCCUUCACGAACACUGGAAUAGACUACUGUGGCCCAUUUUUGAUCAAGGAAAGAAGACAUCGCAAUCUCAAAAAAAUUAAAAUCUGGAUCUGCAUAUUUGUAUGCUUCACCACUAAAGCAGUGCACAUCGAGCUGGUCAACGACUUGACCAGUGAAGAAUUUUUAGCUACUCUCAGUCGAUUCAUCUCUAGACAUCCCUCCUGCAGAACUCUGCAUUCAGACAAUGCCACGACCUUCGUCGGUGCCAACAGAGAGUUACAAGAACUCUACGCCCUUCUCAACACUGAAAGACACGAUGAAUUCAUCAACCGACAUCUUGCUGAACAGGGUAUUGAGUGGAAGUUUAUCCCCCCUGUAGCUCCUCAUUGCGGUGGCCUCUGGGAAGCUGCCGUAAAAUCGUGCAAACAACACAUGAAAAAGGUCAUCGGAAAUGAGUUGUUGACUUAUCAACAACUCAAUACUCUUUGUGUGAAAAUUGAGGGAAUCCUCAAUUCUCGGCCUCUCACUCCAUUAUCAUCUGACCCCAACGAUUUCACCGCACUCACUCCUGCCCAUUUUCUGCAUGGAGACAUCAACUCAGAUCUUCCUGCACCCGACUUCACAGAGACACCCAACAACCGUCUAUCUUACUGGCAGCAUCUCGAAAAAAUUAAACAACAUUUUUGGAACCGGUGGCACAAAGAAUACCUCUCUGAGCUCAACAUCCGCCACAAAUGGACUUCCGGACAUCACGACAUCAACAUAGGAGCAAUGGUGCUCUUACGUGAUGACAAUCUCCCUCCUCUCAAAUGGCGCAUGGGCCGCGUCAUCGAGGUCUACCCAUCAGAUGACAACAUUAUCAGGAAGGUCAGGGUACGAACAUCCACUGGAAAAGUGCUUCGGAAUGUUCGAAGCCUGGCACCACUACCCAUAGACUUCAACAACUCCAACAAGUAAUUGAUCGCACAGCUCUCAACGGGGGAGUAUGUUGCGUGUCAAAACACGCGAAAUUAUAUUUUUUCUUCUUCUUAUACAUAAUUAUUUUAGAACAUUCUCUUGAAUUUUUCCCGUUUCUAUUCGAACAGUUUUUUGAUGUGAAACAUCUAUAGGCGCACUCCUAAACCGAAUCGUUGGCGUGGCGAUACUUGCCGUGGCGAGCAACCGCCACGCUAUACUAAGGUAUGCCUAUCUAUAUUCUGUGUAGUAGAGUGGACGGUGUGGGGAUGGGCCGCCACGCUAUACUGAAGUAUACCUAUAUAUAUUAUGUGUAAUAGAGUGUACGGUGUGGCUUCUCACACAGUUCCACGUGGUUCUUUAUACGGUACACAUAACCUGUGUUUUAGUUAAUUUUUUAUUUCAAUUUUUGAAAAUAAAAUAUGUGUGAUAGUGAUAACUUAGAAGAUCAAAGUGAUCAACCGUGUGCAAAGAAAGGGAAACUAGACUAUGGCAUACUACCAAGUCAUCAUUCUCAACAAUCUUUACAGGCAUCACAAAAUAUUAUUAUUGAAACUGGACGCCAUCCUGAUCAGUUGAACACAAGGCAUACUAUCAAUGUUGUGUAAGACUUUACUAAUCGAUUGAUCACUGAUUUUAUCAACUCCAGAAAUAAAUUAACCAUAUACACUUUAAACUGUCAAAGUCUCAGGAAACAUGCUGCUGAUUUACAAGAUCCUAUUUGUAGAAAUAGUAACUUUUUGUUGCUAACUGAAACAUGGUGUCCUGCAGAUGAAGCAGUUGAUUUAUGUAACUUUCAUUGUAUUGCAAAAUUUAAACGACAAAAUGUUAGAGCCGCUGGAGUGGCCAUUUACAAAAACAAUAACACUUCACAUGUUACUACACUCAACAUGGAUCUAGCAGUUCAAAAUGCUACAGAAGUUCAUGUUUCCCAAACAUCUAUUGGUGAUAUGUGUGCUUCACAUGUUAAACUAGAAGGGGGAAGUGAAUUAAUUAUGAUUGUAGUAUACAUUUCACCUAAUAACAAAAUGGAUCAUAUAAUUUCAUUUUUACAUGAAAGGUUAUUUCCUUAUAGCCAAACAGGUUCAAUAAUUUUUAAAACAAAUAAACCUAAACUGCCAUUAAUUUUAGCUGGAGACUUUAAUGUAAAUUUUGCAAGAGCUGAAUCAAUGCCAUUAAUGACAUUUCUUCAAAAAGAAUUUCAAUUGCAAAUCAAUAAUAAUCCAAGAGAAUCUACUACCAAAUAUGGAACAACAAUAGAUGCUGUAUUUGUGAGAUAUCUUGAUGGUGUUUCAUCCAAUACUUUUGUAACGUACUUGAGUUAUCAUCGACCAAUCGUCACGGUA